Durusdinium trenchii is the source of this 748-nucleotide messenger RNA. The record is from the annotation of a GenBank genome assembly. NCBI's taxonomy places the organism in Eukaryota, Dinophyceae, Suessiales, Symbiodiniaceae.
AGUCCAUUUUGACCUCAUUUUGGACCCGAUCCUCUCAGUCCAAGCCAUGGUGCAAAGCAUUACGACCCUCAUCCUCAAGACGGCCAAGAAGUUGAGCCACGAGGACUUCCUGGGUGCGCUGCGCAACUUGUGCCGUUGGGCCGUGCCCGAAGUCCAACAUGCCUUCGACUUCGUGCAUUUGCCUUGGAAGAAGUUGGCCGUGGUGAACUUCACCUCCCCCGAGACUUGUGCCAAGUGCUACCGCGUCUUCUCCGCCAUCGCUGGCCAGGAGAGCAUGCUGAUCGUGGAUCUCAAGGAAGCACAACAUCAGGGCCUUGCCCAGAAUUUGGCUUUAUACUGCUUGAGAUCUCAUCACAUGGAGUCGGUUCAGCCUCGGGUCUUCGUCAAUGGAGUCGAACUGCCCUUGGCGCUAGCCUGUGCCAAGCUGGUUUCGCCUCAGAUGCUGCAACUGGUCGCCUUGCAACAGGCAGGAGUGGAACAUCCCCCAGGCCUGCCACCACUGCCGAGGAUGCUCUCCAAGCUCGAGACGGUCCAGCGCUGCCGCGACGCCGACGCUCUGUCCGUGCCCUUCGCUGCGGAUGGAUGUCAAAUGGUGUUUUCCUUGUGAGCGAAAGAUGAGCCUGUGCUGGGAGCCUGCGCUGACAUGAGCCGCCUUGCCUUGGGGAUGCCACGGUCGACCGAAUUUACAGCCUUCGGCAUGCCGCCGGCCACCAGCUCGAGCCCGCAUUGGCAGGCAGCCUAAUGAUGC